GGAUCACUAUCACGGUAAGUACGAUACCUUCAUUUGCCUUUCAGCGUUCGGAACUCGACGUCGCAAUGUGGCGCCAACUAACCUCCGUUGCUUCCCGCCUCCCUCUUCGUGCAUCCGCCGCUCCGAUUCGGUUCCUGAGCACACGGCGCACCGCGUCACCUGAGACUAUUUCUGCGUUGAAGGAGCUGCUGGGAGAUCGUCUGUCUACAUCUCGCUCCGUGCUCGAGCAACAUGGCACUGACGAGUCGUAUCACAAGGUCGCACCCCCGGAUGCUGUCGCUUUCGUGGAGUCGACGGAAGAGGUCUCGGACGUGAUCAAGAUUUGUGCCGCUGCUGGCACUCCUGUCAUCCCUUUUGGCGCUGGAACGUCUCUCGAGGGACAUAUUUCCGCUACAUACGGAGGUGUCUCCAUUGACUUGACUGGGAUGAACAAGAUCCUCAAGGUGGAACCGGGAAACAUGAGCUGUAGAGUGCAAGCCGGUGUCACGCGAGAGCUACUGAACACGGAUCUGCGAGCCACGGGCUUGUUUUUCCCAGUGGAUCCAGGUGCUAACGCAAGUAUCGGAGGCAUGAUCAACACCAAUGCGUCUGGCACGACCACCGUUCGAUAUGGUAACAUGAAGACGAAUGUGAUGGCUCUCACUGCUGUCAUGGCUGAUGGAAGGAUCAUCAAGACCGGAUCAAAGACACGGAAAUCCUCGGCGGGGUACGACCUCACACGGUUGAUCAUCGGUUCGGAAGGCACCCUCGCUGUUGUUACCGAGGCCGAACUGCGUCUCUUUGGCAACCCAGAGGCGGAGAAGACGAUGAUCUGUUCAUUCAACACGAUGAAAGAUGCCGUGGAUACGUGUGCAACAGUCACGCAAAUGGGCAUUCCAGUGGCACGGAUGGAACUGAUGGACGAGAAUGCGGUAGAGGCAAUCAACAAGUACUCGAAGCUGGACAACCCUGUUCGUCCAUCUCUGAUCAUCGAGCAUCAUGGUUCUCCUGGUGAAGUGGAAGAACAGAGUGCUAUUGUAGUGGAGAUUGCCAAUGACUUUGAAGCGAAGGAUAUUGAACUAGCCACGAGUGCUGAGGAGCGCAAGAAGCUCUGGAGUGGACGUCACACGGCUUGGUGGGCUACGUUGAGCCAAAUGCCAGGAAGCCGUGGACUUGUCACCGAUGUCGCAGUGCCACCGUCGAAGCUAGCGGAUGUCAUUGUCGAGACGCAAGCUGAUCUCAAAGAGACCGGAUUAUUUGGGGCUAUCGUCGGACACGUCGGCGACGGUAAUUUCCAUGUUAUGAUCCCGUUUGAUCAGGACAAACCAGAGCUAAUGACCAGGGUGAAGAGCUUCUCGAACCGCCUGGUGGAGCGCGCGUUGGCCUACGAAGGAACCUGCACAGGCGAGCAUGGCGUGGGCCUCGGAAAGAUGAAGUACUUGUCCGUGGAACACCGUGACAGUGUGAAUGUGAUGCACACCAUUAAGAAGGCACUAGACCCGAAAGACAUCAUGAACCCGGGCAAGAUGUUCUAUGGCAAAACGCAGACCUAA
Phytophthora nicotianae INRA-310 is the source of this 1532-nucleotide messenger RNA. Its product is annotated as glycolate oxidase, subunit GlcD. The record is from RefSeq and is a predicted model, not a curated record. Gene Ontology annotation, cellular component: mitochondrion. Gene Ontology annotation, biological process: lactate catabolic process. Bases 66 to 1532 code for a protein of 488 amino acids. Gene Ontology annotation, molecular function: FAD binding; D-lactate dehydrogenase (NAD+) activity; D-lactate dehydrogenase (cytochrome) activity. The transcript is spliced from 6 exons. NCBI's taxonomy places the organism in Eukaryota, Oomycota, Peronosporomycetes, Peronosporales, Peronosporaceae.